AUGGCUGCCCCCCUAUACGUCACCCAGUCAGGACGCCUGUGGCAUGCUGGUCUCAUCUUGAUCGUCACCGUCGGUCUGCCAGGCAAGUCCCGUGGUAAGACUCACAUCUCGAGGGCCCUCGAGCGUUACCUCAGGUGGCUCGGUGUCAAGACUCGUGUCUAUUCCAUUGGCGACUACCGACGAAAGGUGCUCGGCGGUGCGGAGAAUGUCCCGCAUGACUACUUUCAGACCAAAUCGCCAAGAUCAGAGGGCACGAAUGCUUUACGGCGGCGUAUCAGAACAGAGCUCGAGGACCAAAUCAUGGAUUUCUACACCGUCCAAGGCGGCCAAGUCGUCAUCUACGACGCCAACAAUGGCAGUAUCGCCGAGAGAAAGGCCACCUAUCAAAAGUUUGAGAGCAAGGGUGUACAUGUCAUCUUCCUCGAGAGUCUUUGCGACCGAGACGAUAUCAUUACUUCCAAUAUUCGGAGCGUCAAGCUUUCCUCUCCCGACUAUGCAGGUUGGGACGCCGAAAAGGCUGUUGCCGAUUACUGGGAGCGAAUCAGGGAUCAAGCCGCCUACUAUGACACCGUCACGGAAAGCGAGGGGCCGUAUAUCAAGGUCAUGAAUGUCGGAGAGAGGAUUGACGUUAAUCGUAUUGAAGGCUAUUUACAAACGAGAUGUUGUUUCUUCUUGAUGAACAUUCAUACCAGACCUCGAAACAUCUACUUUGCGCGAUCGGGACAAUCCUUCAUCGAGCACUCCUACAAGGCUGAUUCCGACCUGUCGCCUGCAGGAUGGGAGUAUGCUGAGCGUCUCAAAGCGGCUGUCAUUGCUCGACGAAAGGCGCUCCGGGAAGAGAGAAAGUCCAAGGGCGAAACAGUGGGUGAAGAGAACCCUUUGCUGAUUUGGACGUCAGCCCGUCGACGUGCCUACCACACUGCCUGGCCAUUCGUCCAGCAAGGGUACAAGGUCGUCCAGAAACCCAUCAUGUCGGAGAUCAAUCCCGGUGUCUGGGACGGUCUUUCUACGCAGGAGGCCAUGGACUCUUACCCCGAUGAAUGGCAGAGGUUUUUGGCUGAUCCGUAUGCUCAUCGAGCGCCCAGAGCGGAGAGCUACCACGAUCUGAGUGUCAGACUGGAGAGUGUCAUCUUUGAGUUGGAGAGAUGCCAGGAUGACUUGCUCAUCAUCGGGCACGCUUCCGUCAUUCGAUGUCUGCUGGCCUACCUUGUCGGGCUCCCCCCCAACGAAGUCCCCGCCGUUGAAAUUGCGCGCGGUGACCUAGUCGAAAUCACCCCGGCCUCAUACGGUGUCAUCUCCCAAGCCUGGCACUUUUGGUCGGGCGAAGGCCGAGGCAACAUCUAUGGCGAAAACCUGUACGAAAACUUUGCCGAAUCCACUUCCGGUAAAGGCUCCGUCUUGCCUGACAGUGGCGUCAACUUUGCCGCAGACGCUUUGAACAUGGAGAAGGAGGCGGUGGAAGAAGAGGAGAAGGAAAAGGAAAAGGAGCAGGGCAAGGUCGCGGAGGUAGCGGCUGCAUUGGGCCAGGUAGCAGCGCAGGCUGGCAACAAUGGGGGUGGAGUUGGUCAGGGUGCUAGAGGUCCUGGAAGGGCGUUGAGGAGGUGGGGGUCGGAGAAGGGACGAGGCAGGGGGCUUCCCGGGGUCAGUGAGAUGAGCGAGAUUGAGGGUGAAGAGCAGAAGAGGGACGAUGCGGCUGUGUCUGACAAUGAAGGUCAGGAAGGUGGUGCCAAGCGUGGACGAGCCAUGAGUUUGUUGGAGAUCUAG
Messenger RNA from Cryptococcus amylolentus CBS 6039, 1764 nucleotides. RefSeq lists its product as hypothetical. Gene Ontology annotation, cellular component: cytosol. Bases 1 to 1764 code for a protein of 587 amino acids. Gene Ontology annotation, molecular function: 6-phosphofructo-2-kinase activity; fructose-2,6-bisphosphate 2-phosphatase activity; ATP binding. Lineage: Eukaryota; Fungi; Basidiomycota; Tremellomycetes; Tremellales; Cryptococcaceae. The transcript is spliced from 10 exons. The record is from RefSeq and is a predicted model, not a curated record. Gene Ontology annotation, biological process: fructose metabolic process; fructose 2,6-bisphosphate metabolic process.